This is a messenger RNA of Aspergillus saccharolyticus JOP 1030-1, 1483 nucleotides long. Its product is annotated as alpha/beta fold hydrolase. Lineage: Eukaryota; Fungi; Ascomycota; Eurotiomycetes; Eurotiales; Aspergillaceae. The record is from RefSeq and is a predicted model, not a curated record. Bases 365 to 1402 code for a protein of 345 amino acids. The transcript is spliced from 2 exons.
CUUGUCUUUCCUCAGAAUAACUCCCCUGAUUGACGAGAGCUGCUGCGCAGUGUUUCUCAAAUUCAGCGACGUCCAUCGUGAUCUUCGAAGGACCUUCAAGUUGAUGUUAUCUCCGCAUCCUGUGGGAUGCCACCAGCAUAACAAUCAGCCCCAUCAUCCAUCUAUUUCUAGGAUCGUCACUACCCCAGAAGACUCCAUCUUAGCUAUCUCUCUUAUCACGAUAUUAGUCAGCAGAAGACGCCCGAUAAGGAAGUUAGUCAAAUAAUCUGACGCAUACCUGCUCGCUGCAGGAACACCGACCUCAACAAUCUGCACAACACCACCCAGCGCAUCCCUUCGGAAACACAACCCCCCUCCCCUCACAAUGCCAAGUCCUCCACUGAUCCUCCUCCCCCGCCCCGGGACUGUCCGCCCCGCCACACCACAAUCCAUCCCCGCUCCCCCCGAAGCCGCCUUCACCAGCACCUUCGGCCCCCUCCGCCUCCCCCCCGCCUCGUACCUGCAAACCCCCGCCGGCCAAGCAGCCUACUACACCCUCCCCGCGCCGACCGGAUCUCCCAGCCACAGCCCCGAUUCUCCUGCUGGUCCCGCCCGGAUCCUCUUCAUCCACGGGGUCCAAACCAGCGCGGUCGGCCUGCUCCCGCUCGCCCGCGCGGUGGCCGCGCGAUUCCCCUCCGCCCACUGCGUCCUCCUCGACCUCUGGGGCCACGGCCUCUCCGCCACCCCGCUGCAGCCCCACGAGCCCGCCCUCUUCCAUCGGUUGCUUCUCGCCCUCCUCGACCAUCUGCGCUGGCCCGCUGCGCAUCUCGUGGGGUAUUCGUUCGGCGGCUCCACGGCGGCGAGUUUCGCGGCUCGGUUUCCGGAGAGGGUGGAGGGGUUGGUGCUGGUUGCGCCCGCGGGGUUGUUGCGUCGCAGCCAGUUCUCGGCGCGCGAGCAGGGGUAUUUGGUUGGUGCUGGUGCUGGUGGUGCGGCGGACGGGGUGGAUGGUGUGGAUGGUGAGGCGGUUGAAAGAGAGGCCCGCGACUGGGUGAUAGAAUGGUUGGAAGGGGGCGCGUUGGUGGUUCCCCCCGAUUGGCGGGAGAGGGUGGCGCGCGGGGAGCUCGUUGCCGAGGCGGUGCGGGAGUGGCAGAUGCGCGAGCAUGCGGGCCACGCCGCCAGUGUGGUGGGGAUUUUCAGGGACGGAGGGAUCAUGGAUAUGCAUGAGGCGUUUCGCACAGCGGCGGAGACGGGGAUCAGGGCGCGGGUCGUGUUGGGGGAGUGGGAUGAUCUGUGUUCGGUGGAGGAGUUGGUCGGGUUGGGGUUCGGGGAUGUGCAUGUUGUGCCGGGGGUCGGGCAUGGGGUUGUGCGCGAGAGGGUGGCGGAGGUGGCGGGGUUGAUUGGGGAGUUUUGGGGUGGGAGGUGAGGUGGUUGCAUCCUCCGAUGAGAUGAGAUGAUGGGUUUGGAGGUGGUGGUAGGAUGAAUGUUUGAGUCCUGUAUAUCAGCG